AUGGCAGAUCUCAAGGUUGAAUUGACCGCACCCAACGGCAAGAAGAUCACUCUUCCCACGGGUUUAUUUAUCAACAAUGAGUUUGUCAAGUCAAGCUCGGGUGAUAAGAUCACUUCGAUCAGUCCAACCGACGAAUCCGAGAUCACUUCGGUCGAAGCUGCUUCGGCUGAUGAUGUAGACAAGGCAGUAAAGGCCGCACGCGCUGCAUUCAACGAUCCAUCAUGGAGCGAGCUUCCAGCAACCGACCGAGGUGCCAUAAUGUACAAGUUUGCAGACAUUCUUGAAGCCAACAAGGAGAUCCUCGCUACCCUUGAGACAUGGGACAACGGCAAGCCUUACAGCGUUGCACUCAAUGAAGACUUGGGCGAGGUUGUUGGUGUCAUCAGGUACUAUGCCGGAUGGGCUGACAAGCUUCACGGACAAACCAUCGAGACAAACCCUUUGAAAUUCGCCUAUACCCUCAAGCAGCCCAUCGGUGUCUGCGCCCAAAUCAUCCCCUGGAACUAUCCUCUGGCAAUGGCUGCUUGGAAAUUAGGCCCUGCUCUAGCUUGUGGCAAUACCAUUGUUCUCAAGCCUGCAGAACAAACACCCUUGUCGAUUCUCUACCUUGCAAGCUUGGUUCCAGAAGCUGGUUUCCCGCCUGGUGUUAUCAACGUCAUUAAUGGAUAUGGAAAAGAAGCCGGAGCUGCACUGGCCUCGCAUCUUGACGUCGACAAGAUUGCUUUCACCGGUUCAACCGCCACAGGCAAACAGAUCAUGAAAACUGCGGCUGUAAAUAUGAAGAACAUUACUUUGGAGACUGGAGGCAAGUCGCCAUUACUGGUGUUCGACGACGCAGAUCUCGAACAGGCUGCUAAGUGGGCACACGUUGGCAUCAUGUCCAAUCAAGGACAGGUCUGCACCGCCACUUCUCGCGUUAUCGUCCAAGAGGGUAUCUAUGACAAAUUUGUUGCUCGUUUCCAGGAGAUUGUCAAGGAGACCUCCAAGGUCGGCGAUCCAUUCGCUGACGACACUUUCCAAGGUCCCCAGGUGACAAAGGCCCAGUAUGAGCGAGUACUCAGCUACAUUGAUUCGGGAAAGUCAGAAGGUGCCAAACUUGCAUCGGGCGGUGUCCCAUAUAAAAACGUCGGAGAUGGCAAAGGGUUUUUCAUUGAACCCACCGUCUUCACUGGUGUAUCAGAUACCAUGAAAAUCUACAGAGAAGAAGUAUUUGGUCCAUUCGUGGUGGUAGCCAGCUUCAAGGAUGAGGCCGAUGCUAUUCGUAUGGCCAACGACACAACAUAUGGCCUCGGCUCAGCUGUCUUCACCACCAAUAUCGAACGUGCCCACCGCGUCGCCGCCAAGAUCGAGGCUGGUAUGGUCUGGAUUAACAGCAGCAACGACUCCGACUUCCGUGUCCCCUUCGGUGGUGUCAAGCAGAGUGGUAUUGGUCGUGAGCUUGGUGAAGCAGGUCUCGCUGGUUACAGUCAGACCAAGGCUGUCCACGUCAAUAUGGGCUACAAACUAUGA
This is a messenger RNA of Exophiala bonariae, 1509 nucleotides long. RefSeq lists its product as uncharacterized. Gene Ontology annotation, biological process: polyamine catabolic process. Gene Ontology annotation, molecular function: aldehyde dehydrogenase (NAD+) activity. Lineage: Eukaryota; Fungi; Ascomycota; Eurotiomycetes; Chaetothyriales; Herpotrichiellaceae. The transcript is spliced from 2 exons. The coding region runs from base 1 to 1509 and encodes 502 amino acids. The record is from RefSeq and is a predicted model, not a curated record.